Nicotiana tabacum (common tobacco) is the source of this 1894-nucleotide messenger RNA. Lineage: Eukaryota; Viridiplantae; Streptophyta; Magnoliopsida; Solanales; Solanaceae. The record is from RefSeq and is a predicted model, not a curated record.
UAUAUCAGCCCAUCGGUUUUGAUAUUCUGAGCUUCCUCCGUCUAUCUGUUUCCGCGGCUUUCUGUCUCUCCCUCUCCCUCACCUUCAAAACUUCCUUUCGCAUCCAACGAUGAAAUUCGAAGACUGAGAGUUGUUCGCUUACUCCUUGUAUGAACAAAACUACAUGCUUCAAUUUCUAACCACGCAAAUUUGAGUAUUUGCCAUCAUUUGAUCUAAGUUCUAAAUGCUCAGGCCUUUGGAAAUGGAGGAUGUGGUAGAGAAAAUUGAUGACACUCCCCAAUUCGCACCGAAUGGAUCACUACUUCAGUGGAGCCAAUGGCAAUUGCUUGAUUCAGUUCUUCCUACGGGUGGUUUUGCUCAUUCUUUUGGCCUUGAGGCCGCUAUUCAAGCUCGGAUAGUCUCUGGGCCUGAAGACCUUCGAACAUUUGUGACCCAUAUACUGGAGAAUACAGGAAGUCUAUUGCUUCCUUUCAUCUGUACUUUGAAUGCAUCUCCUAAUAUCGAAACAUGGUAUAAACUUGAUAAAAUAUUGGAUGCAACACUAACAAAUGAAGUUGGGAGGAAAGCAUCUAUCUCACAAGGAUCAGCACUUUUGAGGGUAGCUGCCGCCGUGUUCCAGGAAGUUCCGUCUUUAAAAACUAUGCGAGAAAUGUCUUUGACUAGCGGAGCUGUCCGGUUCCACCAUGCCCCCAUUUUUGGACUUGUAUGUGGGCUUCUUGGAUUAAAUGCUGAAACAUCUCAGAAGGCUUACAUGUUUACUACAAUGAGAGAUGUUGUAUCCGCUGCAACAAGGCUCAAUGUGGUAGGACCGCUAGGUGCAGCUGUAUUGCAGCAUCAGCUUGCUGCGAGUGCAGAAGAAUUAUCAAAGAAAUGGAUGAACCGUCCUGUACAAGAAGCAUGUCAGACUAGUCCUUUGCUUGAUACUGUCCAGGGUUGUCAUGGUUAUUUGUUCUCCAGGCUUUUUUGCUCUUGAAUGGUGGAACUGAAGAUUCAAGAUACGAGGGUUUGGGUGGAUGAGAAAGUUACUGAUCUUAAUACUACAGUUCCAUAAAUAAUUGUUGAGAACAUUUCAAGCUUGUCGCUUGGUUAAAAUCAGAGGCACCAACCACAGUGACGGCUUCUCUUGGAACUGCUGAAGGAUUUAUGGUUUUCACACUUCCAAAAUGUGAUUUUUUUCUUCGAAUGAUGGAUAUGUCUCUUGACUUGAGCUACAGGGGUUACACCACUAAGUUUGUUUCGACAAAGCAUUAUUGAUGAACCACAAGGCUUAUACCAAUAUGUUUGUUUACAAGAGGCCGCCCCGCUUUCAAUUCAAGGAAGUUCCAGUGAUGCUUGCAGAUAUUUCUUUGUUAUCAGGAGGAAGUACAAGAAUGUGAGAGCUGCAAUUAGCUAGGCCAGCAAGCUUAUCGGAGUAAAAACUUCAGCUUGCUUGUGUGACUGACAUCUCUCUCUGCCAUUCAUUUCCACCCGCAAAGAUUCUUCAACCACAAUCUAUAAUAUGCAAUUGAAUUGCAGGACGAUAGUGAAUGGCCUUUGGACAAUUCUUAAGACGGAAAAGCUGGGGUCAUAAACUUGCAUGAAAUGGUAUAUUCUGCAAGUUUUCAGAGGUUGCUUGUUAUUCAAAGGAGGCAUAUAUUAUUGGAUGUUGAAGACUACUAAAUACUGAUAUCCUCUUAAUGGUGCCAAAAAACUUCUCAUAAUCUCAAAUCUCUUCGCUUUCUUGAACCAAAAUCACACGCCCUCACAAACUUUAUGAGAUCGACUACCUGCUCUUCUUUGUUUUCUCUUCCUUCUAUACUUUGUUAUUAGAAUGCCAGCAAUUCAUUGUUGCGGAGGUUUUAGGCCUAUAAGCCUCUUACAAUGUUUGAAUUUAAGAAAGUGUCUUUUUUAGAUC